Molecule: messenger RNA, 1236 nt
Organism: Micromonas commoda
Lineage: Eukaryota; Viridiplantae; Chlorophyta; Mamiellophyceae; Mamiellales; Mamiellaceae
Exons: 1
Coding region: 1-1236 (411 amino acids)
Source: RefSeq, a predicted model, not a curated record
AUGGUCAGCCCCGCGGACAUCCUCGCCACCCUCGGAUGCGUCUGGGCGGCCGCCGCGACGUCCUCCCCCGCGCCCCGCACGGCGCACAUCGACCUCUGGUGGCAGCCCGCGCCGUCCCUUCAAGACGCGCGAUCGGCGUGCGCGGCCACGACGAGGUGCACGGGGGUGUGGUGGAACGAGAGGGACUCGGUGUACCGCCGCCUGUCCGGCGCGGUCGCCGCGGUGGACGCCCGCGGCGCCCACGCGGACGCGUACAGCGUGCACAUAAACGCGUGCGACGUCGCCACCUUCCGCGAAGCCCUCGCCGCGUCCCACGCGGACGUCGCCUUCGUCGUGACGACGGUGCCGCGCAAGGGACGGGGACGACACAAGGGCAAGACCUACUUCGCCGCGCACUUGGACACCACGCUGGCGCAAACGCCGACGCUUCCCGUCAUCUACGUGCAGGGAGACAACGCGUCGAGCGACCAGGCGGAGCGGAUCAUCGGCGCGGCGCACGGCGUGGGCGACGGCGACGGCCGAGGCGCGACGGGUGACAUUCGGCCGAUCAUGUACGUCAGGCCGCCGCCGUGGCCCGAGGAGAAGUGGCGGCCGCCCCUGAAGAGGCACGGCAACCCGAAGUGGUUCGCGAGGGAGAACUGGCACUGGUCGUGGUCCGUGCUCUUCGCGCACUUCGCCGGCGCGGGUGUGGGGAAGGGCUGCGUCCAAUCGGGGGCGGCGCAUGGAUCGAAUGGAUCCGGCGCGAAAGAUUUAAGUUUAUUCGCGGCCCCCUCAGACGACGGCCCUCACCGCUGCGGCGUCAGGGUCGGGUUCAUCGAGGACGACGUCGUGCUCGCCGAGAACGUCAUGUCGGUGUUGGGUGACCUGCCGGUCGAACCCCCGGACGACGUCCUCGGUGUCUCGCUGUGGGACGCGGACGAUAAGCCCCUGUGGCACAGGUGCUUCAACUGCUACUCCAAGGCCAUCGUGUACCAGUGGGAGGAUGCGAGGACGCUCGGGACGCACGUGCGCGAGAACUUCUGGGCAAACCCGGUGGACUGGCUCGUGGACGACUUCGGAAGGGACACGCUGCGGCGUUACAACCGGUGUCUGGUGCCCAACUUGGCGGAGCACAUAGGGGACGUGAGCAGCAACGGCGUGGACCGGUCGUGGCAAAAAUCGCCAAACUUUGCGCCAGUCGCGCGAAGGGCCAGCUAUCGAAAGGUGCCGGUGCCGGACUACCCGGUGCGGGACUGA